Diprion similis is the source of this 881-nucleotide messenger RNA. Its product is annotated as glutathione S-transferase-like. Bases 255 to 866 code for a protein of 203 amino acids. Gene Ontology annotation, molecular function: glutathione transferase activity. Lineage: Eukaryota; Metazoa; Arthropoda; Insecta; Hymenoptera; Diprionidae. The transcript is spliced from 4 exons. Gene Ontology annotation, biological process: glutathione metabolic process. The record is from RefSeq and is a predicted model, not a curated record.
UUCUCGUGCUGAGUUCAAUCCUAUCCUACUAUUCGUCGUUUAUUUAUACUUUGCUUGUAUCGCCGAGGCAACCAAUAGACUCUGGACCAGAGAGAAGUUAUUCGAGGUCAAACUGAUUGUAAGCUUCGCUAGCUAUCGUAUCCAGUGAAAGUCUCACGGGCAGUUCAGUGCUCGACGAGUUGCCAGAGAGCCUAGAAUUUUGAAAAUAAAAUCGUACCAAAUUCCGUCGGCAUUUCACGCCUGUGCAUUUGUGAAUGAUGUCUUCUUACAAGUUGACUUACUUCAAUUUUACCGGCCUCGGUGAACCUGUCAGGUUCAUGCUGAGCUACGCCGGCAUCGAUUUCGAAGAUAAACGGGUCAGCGACGAAGAGUGGCCACAAUACAAGCCACUUAUGCCAAUGGAACAACUACCGGUGCUAGAGAUCGACGGGAAAAAAUAUAAUCAGUCGUUGGCGAUCUGUCGAUUAAUCGCCAAAAAAUCUAACGUCUAUGGCCGCGACGAUAUCGAAGCAUUGCAGAUUGACAGUGCUGUCAACAACAUCAACGAUCUACGACAUGAGAUGGCCAACUAUUUUUGGAACACUCGACCCGAGUGGACGCCGAUUCUGAAAGAGAGAGCGUUUGAACGACUGGCAUUUUACCUUGACAAGUUCGAAGCGAUAUUGAACGUCAACAACGGUUAUUUCGUCAGCAAUAAGUUGACGUGGGCAGAUAUCUUUUUCGCUUCGUUGCAUGAUUACAUGUGCUCCAUGGCGGAAAGGGAUAUAACUGCGGAUCAUCCGAAAUUGAAAAAUAUCGCCAACGAGGUAUUCAAUCUACCGAACAUUAAAUCUUACUUGGCUAAUCGCCCGAAAACAAAAUUCUAAAUUCUUUUUGACGUU